Messenger RNA from Penicillium canariense, 213 nucleotides. RefSeq lists its product as uncharacterized. The coding region runs from base 1 to 213 and encodes 70 amino acids. The transcript has 4 exons. The record is from RefSeq and is a predicted model, not a curated record. NCBI's taxonomy places the organism in Eukaryota, Fungi, Ascomycota, Eurotiomycetes, Eurotiales, Aspergillaceae. Gene Ontology annotation, biological process: vacuole fusion, non-autophagic. Gene Ontology annotation, molecular function: endopeptidase inhibitor activity.
AUGCCUCUUUACAACGUCACUCUGAAGCCCGAUGCCCCUGUUGAGCAACUAGACGCUGCCAAGGACCAGGCGCGCGAGAAGGGCGGCACCAUCAAGCACGAAUACAGUCUCAUUAAGGGCUUUGUCGUUGAGUUCCCUGACGACCACGUCGACACCCUCGAGUCCAAUGACCACAUCCACGUCGAGCAGGACACCGAGGUCAAGACUCAGUAA